Molecule: messenger RNA, 5509 nt
Organism: Xenopus laevis (African clawed frog)
Lineage: Eukaryota; Metazoa; Chordata; Amphibia; Anura; Pipidae
Gene: naip.2.L
Product: NLR family, apoptosis inhibitory protein L homeolog
Exons: 14
Coding region: 133-4329 (1398 amino acids)
Biological process (GO): detection of bacterium; negative regulation of apoptotic process; pyroptotic inflammatory response
Cellular component (GO): IPAF inflammasome complex
Molecular function (GO): cysteine-type endopeptidase inhibitor activity involved in apoptotic process; ATP binding; nucleotide binding
Source: RefSeq, a predicted model, not a curated record
UUUUCUGGAAACAUGACUGGUACAUAAUUCUAAACCAACAGGGAAAUUUCCACCUCUAGUCUUAAUUCACCUAUUACAUGUUGGCAUAGUCUUUUAACAUCAUUUAGUAUUAUCUUUCAUGUAAUUUAGACAAUGGAUUCCAUGGAGCCCACAGAACCUGGAGGCCAGACUAUGGACGUCGUGAACUUCAACGAAUAUGACUCGCCAAAUAUAGUGGAAAGGGUAACGAAAAUUCUGCCCUUUUUGAGUGUUGAUGUUCAGCAAUAUCUCGAUGAACUAAAUGAAGAAAAUGAGGCAAUACGUCAGAAGGUGGGAAAGGGCUACAGGUUUGAGAUGCGAAGUGAGGCCAGGAGACUACAGUCUUUCCUCUCAUUUGUAAAAUUUUCAUCAUGGUGCCCAAAGGCAAUGGCCAGCGCUGGGUUUUAUUUCACAGGAGUGGAGCGCAGUGUCCAGUGCUUCUGCUGUGGGAUUGUUUUCUGCACUAGCAGCUUUAGAAACCAGCCAUUGGACGAUCAUAUGAAACGCAGCCCUGCUUGUGGAUUUCUACAAGGGAAAGAUGUUGGCAACAUCCCUAAGUAUGAGAUCCGUGUACAGCAGCCUGGAGGUCCCCAAAGGGAUUUGCAGGAAUAUGCAGCAGAGGAAUCUAGGUUAAACUCCUUCAAGGACUGGCCCUUCUAUGCCAGGAUUCAGCCUGACAAACUUUCUGCUGCCGGGUUCUUCUUUACAGGAAUAAAAGAUAUUGUCCAAUGCUUUUCCUGUACUGGGUGUUUAGGCAACUGGGAAGAAAAUGACGACCCCUGGAAGGAACAUGCAAAGUGGUUCCCUGAGUGUAAUUUCCUUGCAAGCAUCAAGACACCAGAUGAAAUCAAACAGUAUAUACUUUGCUACGAGACCUUUUCUGGAUAUACGGGUAAAGAUUUUACUACAUUUCACUGUGAGAAUACCUUCACCAGCGUAGCACAAGAGAGGAAAUUGUUAAACAUUUUUGAGGAUGAAAAAGUACGCUUGGAAUCAUUUAAUGGAUGGCCUGAAAAUGCCCACCCUGAGCCCAAAGAACUUGCUAGAGCUGGAUUUUUCUACAAAGGGCUAAGAGACACUGUACAAUGUUUUUUCUGUGCUGGCUGUUUGAAAGACUGGAAAGAUGAUGAUGACCCAUGGAAGGAGCAUGCAAAGUGGUACCCUGAGUGUGGGUAUCUUAAUACUUGUACAAAUCUGGAUCACAUAAAGAUCAAAGAUGAGAGCCAACUGCAGCCUGUUCUCCACCAAGAAAAAACACAGACCAAGACAAAGAGAGACGUCCCUACAGAAGACUGGUUUCUGGAAGUGACCAAGUUGAGGCAUCAGCUGAUGGAUAUGUACAAUAACCCACAGUUCACUACAUUAUCUUCUUUUGAUGAUUCCUCCAGUUUUUCCAUUGAUCUGAAAUCCCUAUUUGCAGAUAUAUCUGUAACUGCCAAAGACACCAAAAAUCAGCCUUUUAAGCAGCUGACGUUACCUGAUAUUCUGUCAGACCUGGUGGAUAUCACCAUGAUAGAAGGUGAAGCUGGCAGUGGGAAAACGGCUCUACUGAGGAAGAUAGCCAUUCUGUGGGCUUCAGGGACCUGCCCCAUGUUAAGCAGGUUCAUUCUGGUGUUUUAUAUCUCGGUUCCUUUCAUUGAGAAACAACAAACACUCUCUCAGAUUAUCAGUAAACACUUGACUGGAUCAUCCACGUCACUCACUGAGGAUAUUCUGUUGAAUAUUAAAAAGCAGUUAAAGAACCAGGUCCUGUUCUUGCUGGAUGAUUACGGCACAAAGGACUUCAUACCUGAACCCAUAGAAAAUCUUUUACAAAAAAACCACUGGAACAGGGUGAGCCUGGCAGUCACAGUGCGCACCGAUCAGGGAAAGAAGCUGCGCCAAUAUGCAAGGACAAUACUGAGCAUCCAGGAUUUCCCUCUGUACAGCUCCAUGUAUAUUUAUCGACACCUUUUUUCUCAUGACAUUCCAUUUCUUGAGACAUUUUUUAGCAAAAUGGGUCUUUCUGAAAUAUUCAAAGCUGUACUGAAGACUCCUAUGUUUACAUGUGCCCUUUGUGUCUUUUGGGUUCGAAAUCAAAACAGGGAACUAUCCAGUGACAUAUCUGUUUGCAAGGCCUACCUUAUGUAUACCAAGCUAAAGCACACCAGAGAAACAGAAAGAGUUGAAGCUUUAGUAUCAUUGUGUGGAGACCUUGCACUUGGUGGAGUCUUCAAGUCACAGUUUGAUUUCACAGAUGAGGAUCUCACUGCCGUUGGUUUAUCUGGAGAUGAUUCUCUAAGCUUUGGACUCCUCAGCAAGUUCACAUCACAAAGGUUACGUCCUAUUUACAGGUUCUUUUACCCAACAUUCCAGGAGUUUAUUGCUAGCCAACGGAUGGAUGACCUUCUGCAGUCAGAAAAUGAAAUAAUGAAGAAUAAAGGCUUAUUUUAUCUGCAAAAAAUAAAUAUAUGCUUACAUGUUAUAGGGCGCUACGAUUUUCUAAAAUACUGCUGUAUGCAUACUGCCAAAACAACUUCAAUUAUCAUUUCACAUUUGUUUAUGUUGACUAAUAACCCUGAAGCCACUGAGUCUCAAACAGAUACCAAGGUUAACUUGCAACACAACCCAGAUGCCGCAUUCAAUGAAGAUGUGGUAGCAAUGUUACGCAACAAUGAUAUGAAGUUAUACCUUUCAUGCAUAAAAAAGAUCACUCUGAGUUUCGCUUUUGAAGUAAUUGCCAAGGGUAACUUCUUGUUUCAGUGUGCACCCAUUAUAUUGCAGUUUCUCAAAGGACAGGAUAUAACUGUGGAUAUGUUUUCUCCAGACAUGCGUUUUCUUUUAUUUCUCAAACUCUUUCCAGAAGGAUUGUCGCUCCUUAGGAGUUUGUGCCUAUCCAUAUCUAAUCUAAAAAGCAAAAUGAGUCCUGUGUCUAAUGAGGAAUUAGCCAGUAUAUUUUCUGAGGUUCCAACAGUUGAACAAGACUAUUCAAUGGCAUUUAAGGUAACCCCAGAAAACUUUGGAAAACUAAACCUGAAAAAGUACAUGUUUCAAAAACUUAAGGACAUAUCUGAUUUAGAUAUAGACACAAGUCAACAUAAGAUUGCUCUUCUCAAGAUUGAUGUGAAUGGCAGCAUUUCAGAUUUGGACACAUACCUUGGCAAUCUCUUAGCUUUCCUCUCUCUUGCUGAUCACAUAGAACUAAGACUGAGUCAGAGUCCUGGAUUUAUUGAAGCUGUUUGGCCCUGUAUUGAUCUUUACAUCACUUCUUUUGUAAAAUGCAGUUUUCAUGGAAUAGAAUUAAAUAUGACAGAGCAAGAUUCGAUUCUACAGAUGUCUUCACUAGAAAGUCUUCAGAUGACUCAAAUGAACCCACCAGAAUAUCUUCUUUCACAUCUGGACAGAUUUAAUAAGUUAAAGGAGUUAAUAUUGGAUGUGCUCGAUCGUAGUGAAGUUGUCAGAUUUUUUCCAGACGGAUUCAAAGAGCUCAAGAGUCUUGAAAAAUUUGUGUUGAGUGGCGUGAAUCUGUGGAAUGAUUCUACAAAAUUAGCCGAAUUUAUUCCAGCCUUCCCUAAUUUGACAAGUUUGCAUCUUAAAUGUAAUCAGUGUCCUGAAUUGGAGAGAAUUUUGGAAGGUUUGUCCCGUAAUGAAAAUAUUCAGGAGCUCAACCUAGAAGUAAUGUUUCCAGAUGAAAAUGUAUUGGCUUCUAUGGCUUCUGUUUUACCUUCGAUUCCAAACGUAAAACUUUUUAAUAUUCGGACAAUGUAUUUUAAGGACAUGGAAAAAGCCAGACUAUUUGUUGUAGCUUUGCCAUGCCUGGUGCAACUGGAAGAGCUCCACCUACCUGGGGGUCCGGGGAUAAGCAAAGUCGCAGAAACAAUUAUGCAGCAGUUCCAGUACCUCAGAAAUCUCAGGAUUAUAUUAUUCCCCAGCAAUGUGUUAAAUGAUGCCAGCCUGCUGCAGUUGGCACACGCAGUGAGAGAUGGACAUUUAAGCAAUACGGAGGAACUAGACCUUUCUGCAAAUCAUGACAUUACGCAGUCUGGAUGGAGAGACUUUUUCCAGUUAGUAGAUCAUUUGCCAAAGCUGAAUCGUCUGUUAGUUAAUAGAUCAUAUGGCAGGGAAAUCAAAACUGAUCCUUUAACUUUCAUUGCCUUAGUUCAGUGUGUGGCCAGACUUCCUAGUCUGAGGACAUUAUACAUGUAUUCUUGGCUCCUGGACGAGAAAGAUAUAGAAAUGUUUAAUGACAUGAAAAAAAAACAUCCCCAGGGAAAGAGUUUGUUGCUCCAGUGGCAGUGGUUCCUACCAUUCGCUGCUAUUGUAAAGGACUAAAUCCUACAGAAUAUGUUAGUUUAUGGCAUAUGUUUUUUUGGCAAAAUCUAUAAUUCUCUAAGCAAUGGGACAGAUUCAAUUCAAUCUCAUGAUAUAUACUGUAUAUAUAGCAAAUCAAACCCCAUUUCUGAUCUGUUGGGAAAUCAGGGUGGUAGUGAAUUUUUUCUCAUAUUCUUAAAUCUGAUCCAAUAUCUGAAUAUUAAUGCCAGUGAACAGUAAGACAUUUAUGAAAGCCACUGAUAUCUUCAUUAGCAUAUCAUUUAAAUGAAUCUGUGUGUACAGGUAAAGAUAUCUGCAUUCACACACAAGGUGAUAAGCAUUUUACCAAUUAAAAUCAUUGGGGCUUAUUUGUCAACAGUGCGCAAAUUUGUUCAUGGGCAGUUACCCAUAGCAGCCAUUCAGUAAUUAGCUUAGCAAGCUGCAAGUAAAACAAUGAAUGAACCAAUUUGAAUGGUUGCCAUGGGUUACUGCCCAUGGGCAAAUAUGCCCAAUGUUGAUAAAUGAUCCACACUGCGGUGGGGUUAAAUGACAUUUAGGCUAGAGUCAGACUAGGUGGAUCUUGGCCUGUAGAGAAACAAAGGCAGAGAAUUCGCUUUUCCGCUGCUGCCCUGAUUGGUGUGUCUGUACCCAGAAGCAUUGUCUCCGCUCAGGUACAGGCAGAAGAGACGGAUAUUGGCUGCAAAAUGUGACUUCUCUAAUUUUUUUCAAAAUCUGCUUUGUCUGCCAUAUUGUCUUAUGAUCCAGACCAGCGAUGAUUAUAUUGUGUUGCAGCUGCAGUUGAUCUCGGCAUCCUCUUGUCAUGAAAUGCUAUUGCAGAAUGGACAUUGUUGGCCCUUGGUCCUAAAUCAGAAUAUACCAGUGGAGCAGAUUGUAUUUUUAUUCAUAUUUUGGGCACCAUGUAUUCAUUGUAAGGAUGUGACCACGUCUUACAUUAGGGUUACCUCCUUUUCUGGAAGAAAAUACCAACCUUUCUAUAUUUUUAUCUUUUUUCCGCUAAUUAAUAACACUUAAGCACAUUAUUUUUUACCAAUGAAAUGGCAAUCCUAUAUAAGGUAAAGACUAACAUUCAAAUAUAUUGUUAAAAAGGACAUUAUAAAAGGCAAAUGUAAUGUCGGAGUUGUUGGCAGCAGAUGUAUGUACUCUCUGCAAGAUAAAAAUAAAAUUCACCUACAUGAUGGUA